Messenger RNA from Rotaria sp. Silwood1, 573 nucleotides. Lineage: Eukaryota; Metazoa; Rotifera; Eurotatoria; Philodinida; Philodinidae. The record is from the annotation of a GenBank genome assembly.
AUGUAUUUAAUUUUAGCUGUUACCACAUCAACACCAACAACGACAGGUGCGACGACUGUCACAAUUACAUCGAAUACAUGUACAUCAGGUUGGACUGGUGUAACUGUUUUUACUCUAUGCACUAGUUGUCCAAAUAUAAAUCCUUAUCAAAAAUAUACUUAUACUUAUGUUGCCAUAGGUACACAAACUCGUAUUGCAUUUGCUUUACGUGAAGAUGUUGGCUUUUUUGGACUUGAUGAUAUAUCUGUAAGAAGUAAUUCAACACCAACUGUUGAAUUAAUAACGAAUGGUGGCUUUGAAGGAGGUACUUAUUCACCAUGGAUUUAUUGUAAUCCAUCUGGUUCAUCCUAUGCUGGAGUUCUUAAAACAACAUCCGACAGUUUCUCUUACAGUAGUACAACUUAUGCAGCUCACUCGGGUAGUUAUUAUUAUUUAGAUGGAGCUGUAGGAAAAGCAGAUUAUAUUAGUCAAAAGUUUGCAACAAAUAUUGGCUCAACAUAUACUAUUUCAUUUUGGUUGUUUAAUAAAGGAAGUGCUUCCAACAGCGAUUUUAGGAUCAUACUUAGUCUUUAA